Molecule: messenger RNA, 2936 nt
Organism: Gavia stellata (red-throated loon)
Lineage: Eukaryota; Metazoa; Chordata; Aves; Gaviiformes; Gaviidae
Gene: EPS15L1
Product: epidermal growth factor receptor pathway substrate 15 like 1
Exons: 24
Coding region: 1-2733 (910 amino acids)
Biological process (GO): endocytosis; endosomal transport
Cellular component (GO): plasma membrane; clathrin coat of coated pit; cytoplasm
Molecular function (GO): calcium ion binding; cadherin binding
Source: RefSeq, a predicted model, not a curated record
AUGGCGGCGCUCAUCCCCCUCAGCCAGCAGUUUUCUACUGGGAACCCAUUAUACGAAACUUACUACAAACAGGUAGAUCCAACAUAUACGGGGAGAGUUGGGGCAAGUGAAGCUGCGCUGUUUCUUAAAAAAUCCGGUCUCUCUGAUAUUAUCCUUGGAAAAAUAUGGGAUUUGGCUGACCCAGAGGGUAAAGGAUACUUGGAUAAACAGGGUUUCUAUGUCGCGUUGCGCCUUGUAGCAUGUGCACAGAACGGCCAUGAUGUUAACCUGAGCAGUCUGAACUUGACUGUGCCACCUCCUAAAUUUCAUGACACUAGCAGUCCUUUGCUGAUCACACCACCUUCAACAGAGGCUCACUGGGCUGUUAGGGUGGAAGAAAAAGCAAAGUUUGAUGGUAUUUUUGAAAGCCUUUUGCCAGUAAAUGGUUUACUUUCAGGAGACAAAGUAAAACCAGUACUGAUGAAUUCAAAGCUACCUCUUGAUAUCCUAGGAAGGGUCUGGGAUCUCAGUGAUAUUGAUAAAGAUGGUCACCUGGACAAGGAUGAAUUUGCUGUGGCAAUGCAUUUGGUUUAUAGAGCUCUUGAGAAAGAGCCAGUUCCUUCACUAUUACCCCCUUCUCUCAUACCACCUUCUAAAAGAAAGAAGACGCCUGUCUUUCCUGGUGCAGUUCCUGUUCUCCCUACAAGUCCCCCACCAAAAGAUAGCCUCCGUUCUACCCCAUCUCAUGGUAGUGUCAACAGUCUGAACAGCACGGGGAGUUUGUCUCCCAAGCACAGCAUCAAACAAGCACAGCCAUCUGUGAAUUGGGUGGUACCAACAUCUGAAAAAGUGCGAUAUGAUGAAAUUUUCUUAAAAACAGACAUGGACAUGGAUGGCUUUGUGAGUGGUCAAGAAGUAAAGGACAUUUUUAUGCAUUCAGGUCUGUCUCAGAAUCUCCUAGCACAUAUAUGGGCUUUGGCAGACACAAGACAGAUGGGAAAGCUAAGCAAAGAUCAGUUUGCACUAGCAAUGUAUCUCAUUCAACAGAAGGUCAGUAAAGGGAUUGAUCCUCCACAAGUGUUGUCCCCAGAUAUGAUCCCUCCCACAGAGAGGAACACUCCCAUACAGGAUAGUUCAAGUUCUGUUGGAUCAGGAGAAUUUACAGGGGUGAAGGAACUGGAUGAUAUUAGUCAAGAAAUUGCACAGCUGCAGAGAGAAAAAUACUCGCUAGAGCAGGACAUUAGGGAAAAGGAAGAAUCAAUCAGACAGAAAACCAAUGAAGUUCAGGAACUGCAAAAUGAUUUAGACAGGGAGACAAGUAACUUGCAAGAGCUAGAGGCUCAGAAACAAGAUGCCCAAGACCGCCUGGAUGAAAUGGACCAGCAGAAAGCCAAACUGAAAGAUAUGCUGAAUGAUGUAAGGCAGAAAUGCCAGGAAGAAACACAGGUGAUUUCAUCACUAAAAAUGCAGAUUCAAUCUCAGGAAUCAGAUUUAAAAUCACAGGAAGAUGACCUUAAUAGAGCAAAAGCAGAGCUGAAUCGCCUCCAGCAAGAAGAGACUCAGCUAGAGCAAAGUAUCCAGGCCGGAAAAGUGCAGCUUGAAACAAUAAUCAAAUCUUUAAAAUCAACACAGGAGGAAAUAAACCAGGCAAGAAGUAAACUUUCUCAACUUCAAGAGAGUCAUCAAGAAGUCAAUAAGAGUAUAGAAGAAUAUAACGAAGCUCUCAAUGGGAUUCACGGUGGUAGUCUGACGAAUUUAGCAGACAUAAGUGAAGGCCUUGGGCAGACGGAAAGAAGCAAUUACGGAGCUAUGGAUGAUCCAUUUAAGAAUAAAGCCUUGAUGUUUACCAAUAAUACACAAGAAUUGCAUACAGACCCAUUCCAGUCAGAAGAUCCUUUCAAAUCUGAUCCAUUUAAGGGAGCAGACCCUUUCAAAGGUGACCCAUUCCAGCAUGAUCCUUUUGCAGAACAACCACCUGCUCCAGCAGAUCCAUUUGGAAGUGAUCCAUUUAAGGAAAGUGACCCAUUUCGUAGUUCUGCCCCUGAGGAUUUCUUCAAGAAACAGGCGAAGAGUGACCCAUUUACCUCAGAUCCAUUCACGAAACCCCCCACUGUACCCUCAAAGCCUGACCCUUUUGAAAGCAGUGAUCCUUUUACGUCUUCCAGUAUCUCUUCAAAAGGUCCAGAUCCAUUUGGAACACUGGAUCCAUUUGGAAGUGGUGCAUUCAGUAGUGGUGAGGGAUUUGCAGACUUCAGUCAGAUGUCAAAGUCAGUAGCUUCAGACCCCUUCGCCUCCUCUUUUGGAGGGAUAGGAUUCUCAGAUGACCCUUUCAAAAGCAAAUCAGACACGCCAGCAUUACCACCGAAGAAAAAUGUCCCUCCACGACCCAAGCCACCCAGUGGUAAAAGUACUCCUGUAAGCCACCUUGGGCCUUCAGAUUUUCCCAAGCCCCAUGAUCCAUUCCAGCCAUUUGGGGCUGACAGCAGUGACCCGUUUCAAAGUAAAAAGGGGUUUGGGGACCCAUUUAGUGGAAAAGAUCCAUUUGCUCCCUCCUCUUCAAGUAAAACUUCUAAAGACUCUUCCUUGGGGUUUGCAGACUUCAGCUCUUUUGGAAAUGAAGAACAGCAGCUGGCAUGGGCAAAGCGUGAGAGUGAAAAAGCAGAGCAAGAAAGACUAGCUCGAUUGCGGAGACAAGAACAAGAAGACCUUGAGUUGGCUAUUGCACUCAGUAAGGCUGAUAUGCCAAACUCUUAAAUAGAGGUUCUUUGGCUCCACCCUGUCCAAGUGAAACCUUUAAACAUGGCUUUUAUAAAAAUACUAAAUUCUUGGUUUAUGUUGCGAAAAUAAUUCUAGUCACCUUCAACUCUAAACAAGACUGGCUGGUUAUGUCAAACUGGGCUCUGUGUGGCUUUUCAAGUGCAUAAUAUGCAGGAAACACUGUAUAAGCUGUAUUAUAU